Molecule: messenger RNA, 2769 nt
Organism: Lachancea sp. 'fantastica'
Lineage: Eukaryota; Fungi; Ascomycota; Saccharomycetes; Saccharomycetales; Saccharomycetaceae
Source: the annotation of a GenBank genome assembly
AUGUCUUUUACUUUCCCAACAACACCUGUGAAGCAAAAAAGCCUGCAACCUGAAGCUCAACCCUCUUCUUGCUUGAAAAACAACGGCAACGACGUUCAACUCCGAGAAUCCGCUAAUGGCCACAAACAUAGCAUUUCCCAGGUGAGAUUCUCUCUGCCUGCGAAAUCAGAUGGUGACCACGAAUAUGAACAAAAUCCCGACAUUGAGAAGAAGAACCCAGAAUUGACUUCUUCUCCUACAAAAGUAGUAUAUCCCAGAAGUUCGGAUGCCAACACAACCAGCCAUUUCGUGGAUUUCCAGCACAAGGUGAUGGUAGACGUACCAGAACACAUUUGGCAAUCCCACUACAAUAACAGAAAAUCUGGCAGCCCAUGUUCAAGUCCAACAAGACCUCACAAGCGCACACAAUCUCUGCAAUCGGUUAUAGCAGACACUUUGCAAACAUAUCAUACCAAAUUCACCAAAGAGGAGCCGAAACUGAUGGCAGAUCCAGAUCUGCCGCACUUGCCUCCAGCAGAAUUGUAUCUGCGGUCAGAUUCUCCUCUAAACAAAUACAAAGUCGCAGUGCCCUUGGAAGCGUCGCUACCGCCUUAUUUAUCACCGGAAAAUAAGUCCAAGCGUAGAAACAGCUUGGUGUAUGACGGACAAGGUUAUAGUACAUUUUUGGGAGAUUCUGGCGAUGAAGACUCUAUUUUAGGAAGUCCGGAAGCCGAUCAAUCUUCUAGUCAAUACAGUGACCUUUCUAUACCGUCAGCUACUCACGACUAUUCGUUCGAUGCCAAGGAAGAUGUAGACCAGCUUUUAGGUAUCGAUGAGGAUGCCAAUGUGAGUCUCAAAAAGCAAGCGAGAAAUUUGCUCAACAAAAGUUUUAUACCGGCACGCAAACAACUGCCUUCCCUUCCGGAACCUCCCUCUUUUGUUGCCGCUAAAGAGCAACAGCCUUUCAACGAGAAUCAUCAAAUGACGACAAUAGCUUCUCAAGGGCCAACAAACCACUCUCAAAGUGAAGCGUUGAGAAUACUGGGCAGUCCAUCCAAGACUAUAACGAUUCCAAGUCUCGAUCAAGCCCCACCGCCUAGCUCCAGAAGCUCAUUGUCACACUUUAUGACACAAAUGAAUGAUGAACUUCCUUUGCAGGAUUACCAGCCUUCGACCGCUUCGCCCAAAGACGAGAUGAACACCACAUUUCAAUUUCCUUCCCCGUCGAAGCCUCAAAGCACGGAAUCGAGACCACUACCUACAUCUGACGCUCACGACAUAAAAACGAAUUCAGCCGUGACAUCUGAUGCUCACCGCGAGGAGCUGAAGCCUUUAGCGACUCCUGACGCGCACCACAUGGAAGCUGAACCACUCGCAUUAUCUGUAACCCAAGAAGACGAAAAUAUAGAAAAUCGUGAGCAGGACAAUUCAUUCGAACGACGCAGAAAGAUUCUCAGGCAGCAGUCAGAUGGAAGUAACUUUAGGCGGCACACUCACAACAGAAGUCGGAGUAUACACGGCUCCGAAGACUUUUUCAAUGGACUACAUUCACAACACCAUUCGGAUUCCAACCAACCGCCAAGCGUCACAGUACCCGAGCGCUCACCGCGCAGGUCAACGGCAGCCAAUGCGAAAAUGCUCGACAACGGAAAUUUCACAUCAAGUGCUGCGUCGACCCCUACAAAAAACCACUCUAAAUCCAAAGCAUCAUCGGUUGACACUCUUUCUCGAUCAAUUGCAACUCUUCCACACAAUACUUGUGACAAUCGUGGCAAGAAAACGGGAUCAACACUACUAUCAACGAAAUUUGGAGAAUCCGAUAAAUCACCUUCGGUACAGGAGGUUGAGAAGCCCGACUCGUUUAUCCUCAGCGAUUUACAUAGCUCUGAGAGGAGUUCGAGUACGCUGAAACCCACCACGUCGUUGGCAACAGAAUUCUUUGAAAGCCAAGAUCUCAAUUUAUCCGGCCAGUCGCUGAACUCUACUGAAAUAAACACGUCACAAGAGGAGACUGAUGGGGACAAAAGUCUCGAGAUUAUAGGAGAGCGAAAAAUUGAAAAAGUUACACCGCUCUCAACAAUUCAGUCAUUCAAAGCUCCAUUGGAAUUCCCCCCGGUUGCUACUACCACGAACCCAUUGGAAUUUGGAUCCGGGCUUGCUCCCUCUCGGCAAUUAUCAAAUAAUGUAAGCCAAUCAUCGAACGAAUCCAAGGACAGUAUACCAUCACGCCCUUCGACAUCAACUGCAUACUCUCAAGAGCCUACGGGCAGUUUGUCUCCGCUCUUUACUCAAAUAAGCCCCAAGAAAACUAACUCUUUUGUGACCAAGAAGUUCUCAAAAGCUAGUCCAUUAAAUGGCUGCGGACUAUCUGAAUCGGCACCGCUACGUCCUAGGACUCUCCAAGAAUACAUUGGUGAUGAGUUGGUGGAUGUCAUACUUUUAGAAGAUUCCGAUGAAGAUAUUGCAGUCCCCCAUCGAGCAAGACCGAAAUCAUUUCACGAGGAUGCCUUGAAGCAUUUUAGUGAAAUUUUAGAACUUUGCGACAAGACUGCGGACAGAGCAAAGGAUGUGAUUUUGGACCUUGUGACCAUUCCUGCCAGUAAGAAUACCGGAAAAGUGGGGGAUGGUACUGGGUCAAACGCCAUGAUUCACGAUAAUAAGUAUUCGUCUCAUGCCGGCACCCAGUUUUCAUUACAGACACAACAAUACCAUUUAGACAAUGUGGGCUCGUCACCUUCAAGGUACGUCUCUAACCUCGACCGCUUAAGAGUGCUCGGCAAAAAGCGCUGA